AUGGAUUAUAAACAAAGAAAUUCAACAUUAUUCCCAUGGGAUAUUACAAUUCAAGAUUGCAGAGAAGCAACUGCCAAUGUACCAGGGUUCAGAGAAACAAAUAAACAAGGUAUCAUUUGUUUCAAUUAUGAUUAUGCUACUAGAAAUUCGUUUCCAUCAUAUUCAACAGAUGAAAAGACAAAAUUCCUUUUAAAGGUUAGAAGAGAAUGUAGAGGUAUAUUGUUUGAAGAGACAACUGGAAGACUGUUGUGUAGAAAGUUUCACAAGUUUUUUAAUAUCAAUGAGAUGGAAGAGACACAUCAAGAUAAGAUUGAUAUAACACAGCCACACGUGAUUAUGGAAAAGUUGGACGGUAGUUUGAUCGCACCUAUCUACUUGAAGGAUACAGUGUCGUGGGGAUCAAAGGCUGGUGCCACAGAGUUGUCGGUCAAGGUUGAAAAAUAUAUUGCUACCAAGACUGGGAGCAUCAGGUACGACGAGUUUGCCGCACAUUGGUUGAAGCAGGGAUACACACCAAUGUUUGAGUGGUGCUCAGAGUCGCAGAGAAUCGUGUUGUACUAUGCCGCCGACUUGUUGGCUUUGACCGCCAUUAGAAACAUCAAGACAGGUGAAUACAUUCCAUACGAUGAUAUGGUGAAAUCGGCCGCUGAAUUCUCUGUGCCAUACACUGGAAAACUCGAACAAAGCGCUCACCCCUCUUUAAAAAACUGCAAGAAUACGGCAGAGUUGUUGGCAGCCGUGCAAGCAAUGAAAGAUAUCGAAGGAUACAUUUUACGUUUUGAUAGCGGUCACGUGUACAAGAUGAAGUGCGAGUGGUACUUUGACCUGUCAAAAUCAUCGUCGAUCAAUCUCAACCAGGAAAAGGAUAUUUGGAUGUUGAUCUUGGACAAGAAGCUCGAUGAUACCGUCGCUCAGUUGUCUGCCAUGGGACCCUUGCCAAUCCGUUACCAGAGAAUCCAACAGUUUGCCAUCGACUUGUUUGCCGCCAUCGAACAGACAUCGUCUCGCAUCAUUGAAAAUUUGGCACAGUAUCGCAAGGAAGGUAAGCUCCGCAAGCAUAUCCAAGGUCUCAGAGAUAUCCCAUCGUUUGAAAAGAAAAUGAUUUUCCAUCUCUGGGAUGACGAGGAAGAUGAACCAGUCGCCGUCCAAAAGAACAAGGUCACAAGAAAUAUCAUCUCGCUCAUCAAAACGAAUUGUUCAAGCUCUAGUAAAUUGGAUGAGGCAAGAAAUUGGAUUGGUGAUCAACGGCAAGUGGUUCAAGUAACAGCGGCUGCCGUGAGUUGUCAUGGUGCUGUUGGAGUCUUACCAUCAUCAUUACAAUCAUUGAUGUUUGGUGAUGACUAUGAUCAACCUCUAUCAGUUGGAGUAUUACCAUCAUCAUUACAAUCAUUGAUGUUUGGUUAUUACUAUAACCAAGCACUAUCAGUUGGAGUAUUACCAUCAUCGUUACAAUCAUUGGUGUUUGGUGAUGAAUAUAAUCAACUGCUAUCAGUUGGAGUAUUACCAUCGUCAUUACAAUCAUUGGAGUUUGGUGAUGAAUAUAAUCAACCUCUAUCAGUUGGAGUAUUACCAUCAACAUUACAAUCAUUGAAGUUUGGUGGAGGUUAUAACCAACCACUAUCAGUUGGAGUAUUACCAACAUCAUUACAAUCAUUGGAGUUUGGUUAUUACUAUAACCAACCGCUAUCAGUUGGAGUACUACCAUCAUCAUUACAAUCAUUGGAGUUUGGUGAUAGAUAUAAUCAAGCACUAUCAGUUGGAGUAUUACCAUCAUCAUUACAAUCAUUGGUGUUUGGUAGAUUCUAUAACCAACCACUAUCAGUUGGAGUAUUACCAACAUCAUUACAAUCAUUGGAGUUUGGAGACACCUAUAAUCAAUCCAGAGAUUCAAUACCGUCUUUAAGACUUUUAGUUGAUUUCAACCAAUCAAUUAGUUUAAGCAGAAAUUUCCUUAUAGUAGGAUCGUAUGAAGUCAUAAAACUUCCAAAAACUACAUAUCCUCUGAUUCUUUCAACAACUUUUCCACCAGAUUCUGAUUAUCAUGUCGAUGAAUUUGAUAUUUUGACCAAUAACAUUCAAUCGGAACAGCUAAUUACAACUUUAAAUCCCAACUCAAUCAAUUAUGACCCCAAACAUUUAAUGUCAUAUCCUAUCAGUCACAGAGAUUAUAUUUCAAUCAACAACAACAAAUAUUUCAAAUUGCACUCUUUUCCAUACUCUACCAACAAAGUAAUUUUAGUAAUGUGCGAAUCUUCAAACGAAUUGUAUGUUUACAAGGAAAUAGAUUACUCAAAGAAAAAUCAGAAUGAAAUUGAAAACAAUAGGAAAGAAAUAGAUCAAUCAAUCUACGACAAAAUACAAUUUGAAAUAUCAACAAUGAAACUAUUCACCAACGACGAUAUGUUUAUUCAAUACAAAGAUCACCAAGAUGACAUAGAUUCAAAAAAGAUAAAUAUUUUGACACAUUUCUGUGAAGGUGGUGAUUUAGAACAAUUAUUUCAAUCAAUCUAUAAAUGGAAUGGAUCCCAACAAGGAAAACAAAAUCCAGAGUAUAAAUAUAUACUUGAGUCCGAAAUAUGGGUCUAUAUUAAUAGAUUAUUCCAAAUACUUGAAAAACUAUCUCAACACAAUCUUGCACAUCUCGAUAUCAAACCACUCAAUCUAUUUAUUGGACAUGACGGUCAAAUAGUUCUUGGUGAUUUUGGUUGUUGCCACUAUUUCGUUGAUCAAAAUCAUUCAGUGGAUCAUGCAAUCAAUGACACUGCCGAACAAACAACACGAUAUGCGAAUAUAGUGGCAACUUGCAUCCCGUGGAACAAGCGGGUAUUACUCUCCUAUCAUAUUAAAAUAUCAACUGAUAGAUACUCUGACGAUUUAAUUAAUUUUGUCAAGAAACUAUUAAUCGCAACACCUCAUGAUCGUCUUUCAUUGGAUGAUUUGAAUGGAGAAAUAGUCAACCAACACACACAGAGAAUUUCAUCAUUUUUAAUCAAUCGAAGACAAAUUCUAUCAAGCACAACAACAUUAAUAUUGGAUGGUGAAUUUAACAGUCCUCUCAAAGGAUUACUUCCACCAACACUUUUAAAAUUAAAGUUAUUGGGAAAGUUUAAUCAACCAAUUGGAUGGAGAGACAUUCCCGAUAGUGUUGAAACAUUAAUAUUUGGACCAUCAUUUAAUAGUGAAAUCAAAUUAUCUCCAUUGUCAUUAAAGAUUUUAAUUUUAGGUAAAUCAUUUAACAAACCAUUAGUAGAAGAAAUGCCUAGUUUCUCAUUGUUCCUUAAAUAUAGGAAUUCCAAUCGAUAUAAUAUCUACCGCCACAAUGAUCCUGACCAAACGAUCGUCAAUUCAUAUAUAAAAAACAAUGUUAGGGAACCAAAAGCAAUCUUAUCAAUCAAUGAACAAUGUUACGGUAUUGGUUCAAUCGAGAGGAAUGAUAAAUUGUUAGAUUGGAUGAAUAAUCACACCAAAUUCUCUAUCAAUUUAGGCCAUGUCAAAGUAAUAUCACAUGUUAAGGUAUCAACACACCCACAUUUAUAUUGCCAAAUCAAUAGAUCAAAAUUUGAACAAACCAACAGGCACUUUAGAAAUUUUAAUAUGGAUUCCCAAAAAUACAAUAAGGAAAUUAAGAAAUUAUUUGAAUUGGAUCAAGACAAUAUUCAUCAAGAGUUUGAACAUAAUAAUAAUAAUCAAUAUCUAAAUAUUAGAUUAUUGAUUUUAAAGCCAUCUCAAUUGGAUGAUACAGUGAAUCUUCUAGAUGUUCUAUCAAAUCAAGUCUUCAAUGCGACUCCAUCUCCUGAUAAAACGAAUCAGAAUUUUACAAAAAAGUUUUAG
Cavenderia fasciculata is the source of this 3831-nucleotide messenger RNA. RefSeq lists its product as uncharacterized. Lineage: Eukaryota; Evosea; Eumycetozoa; Acytosteliales; Cavenderiaceae. Bases 1 to 3831 code for a protein of 1276 amino acids. The transcript has 8 exons. Gene Ontology annotation, biological process: protein phosphorylation. The record is from RefSeq and is a predicted model, not a curated record. Gene Ontology annotation, molecular function: protein kinase activity; ATP binding.